Messenger RNA from Gaeumannomyces tritici R3-111a-1, 3208 nucleotides. RefSeq lists its product as hypothetical. Gene Ontology annotation, biological process: transmembrane transport. NCBI's taxonomy places the organism in Eukaryota, Fungi, Ascomycota, Sordariomycetes, Magnaporthales, Magnaporthaceae. The transcript is spliced from 2 exons. The record is from RefSeq and is a predicted model, not a curated record. The coding region runs from base 633 to 2522 and encodes 629 amino acids. Gene Ontology annotation, molecular function: transmembrane transporter activity.
GGUUCGUGGCCCACUGGGCGAAUCCUUCAACGAAACACUCGGCGCCGCGUGCUGAGCGCUGAAGUACCAUGCAUCUGGAUCUUCUUCCCCAGCGAUCCGCAUCCGUCCAGCGGCUGGCCAGGGGCUAAUCUUGACGCCUUGGCGAGGUGGGCGGACAAAAGCCCCCCCUCAUCUCCACCUACGUAAACGGGCAUUCGUGCUGUACGUAAGAUCAAGCCUAAACGAAGGGGACGCCCGCACGUCCGCCAGCGGGAGGAGAUGGUAGAAUACAAGCAUGACGGUGUAAGUCAUGACGACGGUUUACGUAGACCUAGCUCUUGGGGGAUUGUACCCCGGCCGGGAGGAAUGUGCCGCUGUCCCCGUCUAUUCCCGCAACCGACGGGAACCCUGGUGGGCCCGUCAAAACCUCCAUUCCCAUCCGGCGCCGCCAGCACACGAGGCCCCGGACUCUCGCUACGCUGUACAUGUGGAGAAGCCCUAUUUGUGGGAAAUGCUCAAAAGCCAGCCUCCCUCCAUCAACCUCGGGCAGGGUCGCUUGUCUUGGACAUGGACGCAGUAGGUCUUGAUACUCCUUGACACCCUCAACAACUUGCUCUAUCAGUCGUUGAUGUCUGACAGCUUAUCGAGACAGAAUGACUUCCAGUGCCAGGGGGCACACGGACCCCUCUCGGGAUGAUAUCGCAACCCACAGCCACCAGGGUGGAGCGGUCAGCCUCGCCAGCAGGCAGACGGCCGCCUCGCCGGCGAGGGAGGUCGUCGACGAGAACACCGAGAUCACACACCUCUACCUGACGUUCGACACUCCACUCCCGAUCCCCGACACCACGCCUCGCCAGGACGACCAGACGACGCCCACGGCGCCCGCGCCGGACCUCACCCGCUUCGCCGACCCGCUGCUCUGGCCGCGCGGGCGCAAGAACCUGAUGCUCUUCCUCUCGUGCGUCGCGACCCUCCUGACGGCCUACACGGCGGGCUCGUACGCGCCCCCCGCGCGCGGCAUGGCGGCCGACCUGCACAACGAGGGGACGGGCGCGGCGUCGACGACGCACCUGGCCGCGCUGGCGGGCAUCACGACCUUCUGCUUCGGCUUCGCGCUGGCGCCCAUGGUGCUGGCGCCGCUGUCCGAGGUGGGCGGGCGGUACCCCGUCUUCGCCGCGUCGGGCGUCGUCUUCGUCGCGUCGCAGGCCGCGUGCGGCGCGGCCCGGUCGCUGGCCGCCAUGCUGGCCGCGCGCCUGCUGACGGGCGUCGGCGGCUCCGUCUUCAGCACCAUGGUCGGCGGCGUCAUCGCCGACAUGUGGCGCGCCGAGGAGCGCAACACCCCGAUGGCCCUCUUCAGCGGCGCCGUCCUCGUCGGCACCGGCCUGGGGCCCAUGGCCGGCGCCGAGAUCGCCGGCGGGGGGGCCCGCGGCGCGUGGAGGUGGGUCUUUUGGCACCAGGUCAUCGCCGCGGGCGUGCUCAUGGUCGCCCUGAUCGUGCUCUUCAAGGAGAGCCGCGGCUCCAUCCUGCUGUCGCGCAAGGCCCGGGCGUUGAACAAGUGGUACGAGGAGAUGGAGCAGCAGGGCUACUACGGCGUCUGGGUGGAAGACGCUCCAACGCUCCGGUGUGGAGGGGGAGGGCAAGAUUCAGACUUGGAGGCGGGUACGCCGGACAAAACAGCCGAGAGCGCCGACGAGAAGGCUGUGUCGCGGCGCGAGUCCGUGGCGACGUCAACUUCCCUCCAACGGAUCCGGUGGAAGGUCAAAUCUGACGAGGAGAGGGCGUCGAUCGGCAAGGUGAUCUCCAUCUCGGUGUCCCGGCCGUUCCACCUCUUGUUCACAGAGCCCGUCGUCUUCUUCUUCUCACUUUGGGUCUCGUUCGCGUGGGGUGUCCUCUACUUGACCUUUGGCGGCAUCCCUCUCGUCUUCGAGGUCGUGUACGGCUGGCGCAUCAGGCAGGCGGGCUACGUCUUUGGUGCCAUGAUCGUCGGCUCCGUCGUCGCCACGGCCGUCAGCAUUCUCCAAGAGCGGCUCCUGCAUCACCGCAACUGGGACGCCAACUCGGACGUCGACACGGCCACGCUGUCCCCCGUGUGGCUCUUUCUCCGCCGGCGUUUACCAACCGAUGUGCCCGAGUCCCGUCUCUAUUUCACCUGCUUGUCGGCCACACUGCUACCCGUAGGUCUCUUCCUCUUUGGUCUCGCAUCUCGACCGGACUCGCACUGGAUGGUUCCGACCGUGGGGGUGGGAGUGGCGACGGUAGGCAUCUUCUCGGUGUAUCUGGCCACCUUCAACUAUCUCGCCGACGUGUACCAGACCUACGCGUCAUCGGCGCUCGCGGCGCAGAGCUGCUGCCGCAACAUCCUCGGCGGCAUCUUUCCGCUCGUGACUGGGACGCUGUUCCAGAAUCUGGGGCCGGCCAAUGCUGGCAUCGUGCUCGGAAGCAUCGCGGUAGUGCUGACGCUUGUGCCUUGGGUCUUGGUGCUGUAUGGCGAACGCAUCCGGGCAAGAAGCCGGUUCGCCGUGGCGUUGGAUAGCAAGAUAUAAACGUCGGGCAAGGGGACAUAGCCAGGAAGAUAAUUGUCGCUAGCCCGCGGAAUGCACCGAGCCGAACUUGGGUUGAGCAUUUUCUCGAUUUCUGUGCUGCAGCGUGAUUGAAGACGGUGGCGGUGACGCAACAACUACCAAUAUGCCCUGUCCUGCGAAAAGCCAACCUUCCUUCACCUUACGCGAGGUGGAACCAGGCCACAAGGCCGCCGAGUCAACAUGGUAUUGCCAGGGUGAAUAAGCAUAAGCAUAAGAAUGAAGAGCCACGACAUUCAUAAGCAUGUCUGAUCCUCUUCACAGCCUGGGCAAGCCCGGACGUGCAAUGAGAAAAAAAAGAAAAAAGCUGUUCGCGUCACCUCGAGGCAGUGUAAUACGAGGGACACAGUGAGGGAAACCAUAGGCAAGCCCAGCGGGAAUCCCUCGAGUGGCAAAAAUAAGAAUAAUCGUAUGAUUCUAGUCCGUAGACUAGUUUCAGAGAUUAAACUGAAAAGAACAGAUACUACACUUGAUCUAAGCCAAAAGGCAAAGAGAGCUAAGGAAAAAGGAAGAAAACAGGCAAAGGAAGGGGAGCGAGGGUGGUAUAUAUAGGCAUCGCUUUGUUGGCCCGUGCAUUUUGCUGCAGACAUUUUGCUGCCGACAUUUUUUCUCCAUCAAAUCCAGCCACACCGCCCAAAGCAAACCUGCGG